This is a messenger RNA of Nymphaea colorata (pocket water lily), 2777 nucleotides long. RefSeq lists its product as uncharacterized. Lineage: Eukaryota; Viridiplantae; Streptophyta; Magnoliopsida; Nymphaeales; Nymphaeaceae. The transcript has 3 exons. The record is from RefSeq and is a predicted model, not a curated record. Bases 137 to 2443 code for a protein of 768 amino acids.
CAAGGCGUCGUCUUCUCGACUCGCUCUCUCUGUAUAUAUAUAUAUACAUGCCAUGCCUGUCAUCCGAAAAAACCGUGUAGUAAAUCCUUCCUUGUUGUCUUUUCCAUGCAUGCAGAGAAAAUAGACAGAAACGAUCAUGGUCGUGUUGGCGACGACUCUGGAUGCUCCUCUUCUCUCUAGGAAGGAAAUUAGCAAUCUGCAGCCACCGUGUUCUUCCCCUUCUGGUCCCCCUUCUUCAUUUUUGAAAGAGACCAAGAAACGGAAAGAGGGUGGUGAUGAUGGUGGAAAUCAGGCUCAAGAAGAAGCAGGAGGAGGAGAAGUAGGAGAGGAAGUGCAACAAGAAGAUGACGAAGACGGGUCCGAUGAGAUUAUGAACAGCAGCAUCAGGAAUAACCCGCUGGUACGCCUCGCUCUUUACAUAGCUUUGGCUCACGCUGGCCUGGCUCUUUUGUUGGUUCUUCUCUAUGCCUCUGCCAAGCUCCUUGAGGAGUACUGGCGCCCCAUUCAAUGGGCGGUCCUCUGUUCCAUGCCUCUCAGGGAGAUACAGACAGCUCUGGUUCGUUUCUGGACUCACCCUCUUCAGCUCGGCCUCUUCGAGACCGUGCUGGCCAUUCCCGUGGCCGUCUUCCGAUCCGCGACCGCCACAAUCAUAGAUUCGCAGAUCGCCCUCCUUCGCCUUCUUCCGCAGCGCCAUCGUUUCAUCCAUCUGUUAGAUGACGAGCCCGGCGACAGAAUUGGGUUCUCGAAACUCAAUCAAUGGCUGGUCUCCUUCGGUUUGUUUGUUUUUGCCAACGAGAGGUUCGGAAUUGGAGCGAUACCCAUGUUCGCUUUUGUAGGUUUCAUGGCAUAUGCUGCCGGAUGCAGCUUAGGUUAUGUUGGCCACCGCCGGUCACGGAGGAAUGUAGCCUCGACGCUUUCGGCAAUUUCUUUUGCUCGCCGGAGCCGAGCUGGUCCAAGGAGCACAUUCGUAAAUAGAACCAGCAGGUACCUCACCUCUGGGCUGCUUCACAGGUUGAAAACUAUAGUGGGGAUUGGAUUGAUUAGCUUUAUGUUCUUCGGUUCUUUCUUCAUGAUCGUUUUCUUUUCUUAUAAGAUCGGAAUCGAGGGGAAAGAUGCUGUUCUGUCAUUGAAAUCCCACUUGCAGGAAAGCAAUUAUGCUGAGAGGAUUGGUCUCACGCAGUGGCUGGAUGAGAAUGACGUUCCUGAACUUAUUGAUGCUUAUACUGCUAAAUUCUAUGAAAGCAUUUCUAAGCAAAUUGAUAAUUUGGCUUUACAACAUAAUGCCACUGAGAUUGUUGAUGGGAUCAAGCGUUACCUCAUCGAACCAUUGGAGUCGUCGUUUACUUCCACUGCACCGACUGUCUCUCAUCAGCCCUUCACUGAGAAACUCCAUAACCUUCGUAUGAGGGUGCAGAACAAGGAGUGGAAGGUGAUCUUUUCUGAGAUGGAUGUUAUUCUCAGGGAGUUCCUUGCUUUGAUAUCCAGAGAGGACCUUAUUGAGAAGGUCAGGGACUUGGUUCUGCAGAGUGUUGAUGUCUCCAAGCGAAUCUUUGCUAGCAGCACCCUGCUUCUGGCUGGAAGCGCAAAUUUCGUCUUCAAUUCUGUAGUUUCAAUCGUCUUGGGAGCUGCUGGGCUAUUUAAUUUCAUCUCACAACUGAUGGUUUUCUUCUGGCUUCUGUAUUACCUUAUCACAUCUGAGUCUGGUGGUGUAUUGGACCAGAUGCUGGGGGUGCUUCCUUUGUCCCGUGCAACACGUCACCGAUGCGCCGAUGUGCUCGGGCAUGCAGUCAGCACGGUGUUGCUAGCCACUGCAAAGAUUGCUUUCUUUCAAGGGUGUCUCACAUAUUUGCUAUUUCGGUUCUAUCGGAUUCAUUUCCUUUACAUGUCGACUUUCCUUGCGUUCACAAGUGCUUUCUUGCCUAUAACCCCGCCUUGGCUUUCAUCAAUUCCCGCCGCUGCUCAGUUGGCCGUGGAAGGGAGAUUUAUUGAAGCCUUGUUCUUGACGGCAGUCCAUCAUGUACUCAUAAAUUUUGGGGUUAAUGCCAUACAAGUUGAUGUUCCUGCACAAAGUGCAUAUUUAACGGGCAUAAGCAUGCUUGGUGGCAUGGCCUUACUACCGUCAGCUUUGGAGGGAGCAAUUAUGGGUCCAUUACUUUUGACAAUCAUUGUUGCCUUGAAGAACUUGUAUGGAGAGUUUGUGCUUACACCGUCAAAGAGAAAAAGGCCUUCCAAUGCGAAAGAGAGAAGAAGAAAACCAGGCAUGCCUGAUGGGGACGAGGAGAAAGAGAUCAGAGAGAACAGUGUAGACAUUAAACCACUCAGGAAGAGCUUAGCCCUCAACAUCCUGCUUACCAUGCGGAAAUUUCGAACAUCAGGCCGUGGAUUGGGAGAUGGUCUGCUGUUAGCUACCAGCUCCACGCCUUCUAGAGUCAAAAGCUUUUGAAAGGCAGGAAAUUGUUGAUGAACAUGUUCAGUUUUACAGAUGAUCAAGUAACUCCAUGUUCCUUAAACGUGAGGAAGUGCAUAGCCUUUUACAUGUUCUUGUAUAACAGUAUAUGUAUAGAUGCAAUUGCACUUAGGGCCUAUGUUAUAUGAUCGUGUUCUAAUUAAUUGAUUUAUUAACUGUUAUGAUAAAAGUUUCUCUACUUAAGAUCAAUCAUUCACAAGGUUCAUGAUCAUUUGGGUUCUUAAAAUUAUGGGUAUUUCAGUGAUUUUCAUUCAGGCUCCGCAUAUGGAUGUAACUCUAAGUUGAACCUUGCGUUCCUUUAAUUUCCCAA